This is a messenger RNA of Papaver somniferum (opium poppy), 3568 nucleotides long. RefSeq lists its product as uncharacterized. The transcript is spliced from 2 exons. Lineage: Eukaryota; Viridiplantae; Streptophyta; Magnoliopsida; Ranunculales; Papaveraceae. Bases 89 to 2674 code for a protein of 861 amino acids. The record is from RefSeq and is a predicted model, not a curated record.
GUUCUGUCAGCAAGUACAGCAACUGCUAACUACUACUACAAAUGCAGUAUCGACUGCCGCAGUCUCUAGACCUGCACCCGCAAAGCCUAUGUCCACCAAGGGUCCAGUUCUGUCAGCAAGGAUGGCAACUGCUACCCCUGUUACUACUACAAGUCCAGUAACGACUGGCGUACUCUCUAGCCCUGCACCUACAAAGCCCGUAGCUACUGGUCUCGUAUCAAAAGCCAUCACCAUGACGCCUGCUUCUCCUGCCCAGGGUCUCUUGUCUUCGCGAGCUGGCCUAGCUGCUAACUCUGCUGGUUCAACACCAUCCAUUACUACUCCUAAACGAGAACCUGAACUGGUGGUCCUUAAAGUUCCCAAUCCAGAUUUUUAUAACUUCAGGAAUAAGUGUAAAUCAUCCUUUGUAGUUGGUCAGAAGUGGGCCGUUUUUGACGAUUUAGAUCAUAUGCCCAGAAAAUAUGUUCAGAUCAAUAAAGUGUAUUCACCUUUCAAGGUGGAUGUCACCUGGUUAGAGUUUAUUGCUGGGGAUAUAAAUGAGACUGCUUGGAAGAGAAGUGGGUUACCUGUUGCUUGUGGGAUGUUCAAAUAUGGGAAGAGUCAGAAGACUGAUACAAUUACAGCUAUGAGUUCAUUUUCCCAUAAGAUUUUCAAGAAAAAAAGUGUUAGUGAGAGUUGCAACAUCUACCCCCGGAAAGGGGAAACCUGGGCCCUCUACAAGAACUGGAACAUCAAAUGGAGCUCUGAUCCGGACAAUCACAGAAAGUACGAGUAUGAAUAUGUUGUAGUCCUGUCACAUUACACCAAGUAUUCAGGCAUUUCGGUUGCCCAUUUGGUUAAGUUAAAAGGUUUUGUAAGCCUAUUUAAGCCAACCAAUAACAAUGCCAUGGCUUCCUUUCAGAUACCAUCCAACGAAAUGUUAAGAUUGUCUCACAGGGUUCCUUCAAAUAGAACGAACGGUAAAGACCGAAAAGACGUCCCUGAAGGUUAUUUUGAACUUGAUCCUUGCUGCCUGCCCAGUAACCUUGAAGAAGUGUCCGAGUUCAUUGAUAGGAAAGCUGAAGUUUAUGAUGAUAAUAAUAAUAAUGGUUCGUCAAUAUCCGUAUCAAAGGAUAAGCAUCCUAUGCUGAAGAAAAGAAAAAACCCUGAUACAGAGAUUACCUUGGAUGGGAAUUCCCGAGGUGGAAGUAAGACUUCUAGGAUGUCAGAUGGAUGCUAUAAGAACCCAAAUGAAGAAAACCGGGUAGCAGAAGCUUCUGGUCAACCUCUGAAUAAGAGUAAGGCUACCAGUGUUUCAGAUGGCGGGAAAAUUGUUGCUGCUCACGCUGAGGAAAUGAGCCCAGAUGGUGUGAAUUCCAUACCUGGCAGUGUGGACGAGGCCAUCCCCUCUUCACUUUCUUCUUCGAAAUUUUUUGAAUUGCUAGACACGGAAUUUUGCAACUUUGACCAAGAGCGAUCCUGUGAAAAAUUUAAGACGGGUCAGGUAUGGGCUCUGUAUUACAAAUUGGAUAAGUUUCCCAAAACCUAUGUUCAGAUAGAGUGCGUUGAAUUGUUUCUUGUUUUUAAGCUGUCUGCAAAGUGGCUCAAAUCUUGCGAUCCUCCAAGACGUAUUAUUCCAUGGGUUGACAAGGAAAUGCCAGUAAGCUGUGGAAUAUUUAAGGUCACAUCUAGUGAAGUUGUUUUCUUUUAUGAUUCCAUUUCUUUCUCUCAUCAGGUGAGUGGGGUACCAACUGCUAAUAACGUAUACACAAUACUUCCAAGGGCAGGGGAAGUGUGGGCACUAUACGGUAAAUUUCGAUCUGACCUGACGUGCUCGGACUUGAAGAAAUGCGAGUACGACAUCGUUGAAAUUUUAGAGGUGGUUGAUGUUCAUUGGAUAAUAGUAUCAGUUUUGGAAAGAGUUGCUGGUUUUAAGACGAUAUUCAAAGCUAAACAAAGAGAGGGACUUGAUUCCACUGCGGCUAUUCCAUGGAUUGAAUUGUAUAGAUUCUCUCAUCAAGUUCCUAAUUUCAGGAUAUCAGGAGCAAGGUAUGGCAAAUUGCGUGGCUGCUGGGAGCUCGAUAUCAGAUCAUUGGCAGCUUCUGAUCGACCUCUGGAUAAGAGUAAAGCUACUAGUGUUCCAAAUGGUGAUGAAAAUGUUGUUGCUCCCACUAAGAAAUUGAGUCUAGAUGGUGUCAUUUCCAUACCUGGAAAUGUGGGCGAGGACAUCCCCUCCCCACCUUCUUCUUUGAAGACUAUUAAAAUGCCUGUCACAAGAUUCUGCAACUUUGAUGUAGUGCGAUCCUGUGAAAUGUUUAAGACUGGUCAAAUAUGGGCUCUGUAUUGCAAAUUGGAUAAGCUGCCGAAAACCUAUGCUCAAAUAGAGAGUUUUAAAUCAUUUCCUGGUUUUAAACUGGUUGUAAAGUUGCUUAAAUCUUGCGAUCCACCAAGAAGUAUUAUCCCAUGGAUUGGCAAGGAAAUACCAGUAAGCUGUGGAACAUUUAAGGUCACAUCUAGUGAACUUGUUGUCUUUAAAGAUUCCAUUUCUUUCUCUCAUCAGUUAAGCAAGGUACCAGCUGUUAAUAACGUGUACACAAUCCAUCCAAAGGCAGGGGAAGUGUGGGCACUAUACAGUAAAUUUCGCUCUGACUUGACGUGCUCAGACUUGAAAAAAUGUGAGUUACGACAUUGUUGAAAUUUUAGAGGUGGUUGACGUUCAUUGGAUAAUCGUAUCUGUUUUACAAAGAGUUGCUGGUUUUAAGACGAUAUUCAAAGCUAAAGAAAAAGAGGGACUUGGUUCCACUGCGGCUAUACCGUGGCUCGAAUUGUAUAGAUUCUCUCAUCAAAUUCCUAGUUUCAUAUUGUCAGGAGCAAGGUGUGGGCAGUUGCGUGGAUGCUGGGAGCUUGAUCCUAGAUCAUUGGCAGUUUAUCGAUAUUCAACGAACUGAAGAUGAGCAGGUUGGUGUAAGUUUUAUUCACUCGGAAGUCUAUAUCAGAAGAUGAACCAUUCACAAAGGGCAACAAUCUCAUACUCCAUCUUUUUACUGCGAGUCUUGGCCAGUAGUAUUGAACUGUUGUCGGCAUUGAGUGCAUGUGUGGAGUGUGGGACCCACAUGUCCAAUCAAUGAAGUCCACGUGUGUGGACUGUGGGACCCACAUGUCCAGUCAACUACUGCCACGUGUGUAGAAAGUGGGACCCGCAUGUCCAGAUGGAAGUAAUACAGAAUGAUUUUGAAAGAAGUUCUGUUGAUUGAUAAAAAGAGGGACAGAAUUGGUCAACUGGAUGUAGUGUGAGUUGGUAGUUUAUGAAGAAACCGUCUCUCCCUUUGCUCCACUUGAUUAUACAACGAAGUUGACCUGAAUAUGUUCUUUGGUUCAAGUCAUCUCAAAGCAUCUAAUUGACAAGCAUGGUCAAAAGUAAGACAAAACAGGCCCUGUGCACUUCUGAAUUCGAUUCAAAGUAAUACAAUUUUAUACUUCUCCCAAACUCCCAAAAGAAAUAAAUUACAGACCUUUGUUAUCGGCAUUCUGUAGAACUUAACCAUUAACCAAAUUUUCAAAAGCUCCACUCAAUCGCAUAAAAGUUUAA